AUGCAUUCCAUACCAGGAGUGCUACGGACUGUUAAACAGAACCACCAUUUUCCAGGCAAUACAUUACAUCUCGAACCCAAUCAGUAUCAUUCGAUCGUUCCGAUUGGCGGAGCAAAUAGCAAGAUAUUAACAUUCGUUGCUAGACGACUUUGCUCAACAGCUGCAGAAACGACAUUCGUACUAAGCUCAUCAGAUAGCAUUCAAGCACCGACCGACGAGAUUCGACCAGCAACGGCAGAAGAGCGGCAACUGAUUCAUGAGAAGCUUAUAAUGUAUGCAUGGAUGAAAUUAAUUGAAUUCUACUUACAAGACUAUCGCAACACAAAAAGAACACUUGCUCGUGCAUUUCGCUUAUACGUAAAAACAAGAGAAAUGUAG
This is a messenger RNA of Adineta ricciae, 378 nucleotides long. NCBI's taxonomy places the organism in Eukaryota, Metazoa, Rotifera, Eurotatoria, Adinetida, Adinetidae. The record is from the annotation of a GenBank genome assembly.